Molecule: messenger RNA, 2283 nt
Organism: Radiomyces spectabilis
Lineage: Eukaryota; Fungi; Mucoromycota; Mucoromycetes; Mucorales; Radiomycetaceae
Product: acetyl-coenzyme A synthetase
Exons: 3
Coding region: 92-2071 (659 amino acids)
Cellular component (GO): cytosol
Molecular function (GO): AMP binding; acetyl-CoA synthetase activity
Source: RefSeq, a predicted model, not a curated record
ACUCAACCUCUCACUCUUCCAAAAAAACCUUCCCUUUAACCUCUCCUCCUUUCACCGUUUAUUUUCUUUUCUUUUUUUUUUCCAAAUCAACAUGACUACCGAACAAGAACAGGUGGCUACUCAUCCUGUCCCCGAACGCCUCCUGAAUUCACCUGAAUGUCCGACACCACACGUCGAUUCCUUGGAGAAAUACAAAGCCAUGUGGACAGAAAGUGUCGAGCAACCCGAAAAGUUCUUUGGCAACCUUGCUCGCGAAUUAUUGAUCUGGUCCAAGCCUUUCACGACGGUUCGUCACGGUUCGUUUGAACAAGGCGAUGUUGCUUGGUUUUUGGAGGGAGAAUUGAACGCUUCAUAUAACUGCGUUGAUCGUCACGCGUUGAAGAAUCCCAAUAAAGUGGCUAUCAUCCAUGAAGGUGACGAACCUGAUCAAGUACGCAAGAUUACGUACGGCGAAUUGCUGCGCGAUGUGUGCCGUAUGGCCAACGUCUUGAAAUCUUUGGGAGUGCGCAAAGGAGACAAUGUCGCUAUUUACAUGCCCAUGGUGCCGGAAACCAUGGUGGCGAUCUUGGCUUGUGCUCGUAUCGGUGCGGUUCAUUCCGUCGUGUUUGCUGGUUUCUCGGCUGAAUCGCUUCGUGAUCGUGUCAUUGAUUGCUCCGCUCGUAUUGUGAUCACCUCCGACGAAGGCCGUCGCGGUGGCAAGAACAUUGCUACCAAACGUAUUGUCGACGACGCUUUGCGCGACCAUCAGACCCAUGUUGAGCAUGUGCUUGUGUUGCGCCGUACGGGUUCCCCUGUGCCUUGGGUCGAAGAUCGCGAUUUGUGGUGGCAUGAAGAGAUGGUCAAGGCCCGAGCCUUCUGUCCUCCGGAGCCCAUGAACUCUGAAGAUCCUCUUUUCUUGCUUUAUACCUCCGGCUCCACCGGUGCCCCCAAGGGUAUUCUUCACACCACCGGUGGUUACUUGCUGGGCGCCACCGCCACCGUGAAAUAUAUUUUUGAUUACCACGAGAAUGAUGUGUUCGCAUGCAUGGCCGACAUUGGCUGGGUCACUGGCCACACUUACAUUGUGUACGGUCCUUUGUCUCUCGGUGCUACCACGGUGCUUUUCGAAUCCACCCCUACCUACCCUAACCCUUCGCGCUUCUGGGAUCUUAUCCAGAAACACAGAAUCACCCAGUUUUAUACCGCUCCGACGGCUAUCCGUGCUCUCCGUCGUUUGGGUGAUAAGUGGCUCGAAGGAUACGAUCUUUCCUCUUUGAGAGUGAUUGGUUCCGUGGGUGAACCUAUCAAUCCGGAGGCUUGGGAUUGGUACAACGAAAAGGUGGGUCAGAAUCGCUGUGCGGUGGUCGAUACCUACUGGCAGACCGAAACGGGUUCCAUUAUCAUUAGCCCUCUGGCAGGUGCUACUCCUACCAAGCCUGGUUCGGCAACGUUCCCCUUCUUCGGUAUCAAGCCUGUGAUUCUUGAUCCCACCACGGGCAAGGAAGUCGUAGCCACAGACGAAACUGGUGUACUCGCCAUCCGUCAGCCUUGGCCUUCCAUGGCUCGUACCGUGUACAACAAUCAUCACCGCUACAUGGAAACUUACCUCAAGCCUUACCCUGGAUUCUACUUUACCGGCGAUGGUGCUUCGCGUGAUAAAGAUGGUUAUAUUUGGGUCCGUGGACGUGUGGAUGAUGUGAUCAAUGUGUCUGGUCACCGUCUUUCCACGGCCGAAAUUGAAUCCGCUCUUGUGCAUCACCAAGCUGUGGCUGAGGCGGCGGUGAUUGGUGGCCAUGACGAUUUGACUGGUCAAUGUAUCCACGCCUUUGUGUCGCUGAAGCCUCAUAUUGAAACGGCGGAAGGUUUGGAGAAGGAACUUACUUUACAGGUUCGCAAGAUCAUUGGUCCUUUCGCUACUCCCAAGCGCGUCUACAUCAUCCAAGAUCAUCCCAAGACUCGAUCCGGCAAGAUCAUGCGCCGUAUUCUUCGCAAGAUCGUCAAUGGUGAACAGGAUCAGCUCGGUGACAUCUCCACCUUGGCCGAUCCUUCAGUGGUUCCCGUUUUGAUCGACAAGGUUCGCUGCCGUCUAUAAAUUAGAUGAAAAGAUUCCCGACCUUUUUUUUCCUCCACCAACGGAGCACUAUUUUUAAUUUUUGUACAGACGUAUUGCUUUUACCUCAUAAUAAAGAAAAAAGGAAAACUUGCUACCAUGGAUGUAAUGAGUUCAAAGCAACAAGGAUGGAAAGCGAGACUGUAUUCUGUAGCAAAAACACAGAUAAAGAAAAAUAGUAUCCCUUUAACGGC